UUUCUCUUCACACUAGUGCAUCACACAGUAUGGUUAAAGUUGUUCGUACGCAUUAUUUGGAAUUACCUUUUCAUUAGUGUGUCGGUCGGAGUUCCGAAAAGUAAAUAAGUGAACGCCUAAAGAAAACCUGAACAAAAUUAAAAUAUCAACUAUUUGGAAUAUAUAAUAAUAAUUGUGUAGUUAAAGAGCAAUUGUGAAAUUGUGGGCUUGUGCACAUUUUUGAAGAAAAAAAAAAACUAAAUUAAAUUUGUAGUGGAAAAAGAAUUUCAUGAGUGCAAAAAUGCCGUAUUUGAAAGAAGAUGAAAUUACAAUCAAUGCAAAAACGGCGACCACAGCUACGUCGAAUUCAAGUGCAUCCGACGUUGACGAUGCAGAAGAAUCACUUUUUGAGAAUAAGGCUCAAGAGCUCCAAUCAACCGAAGAGGAUAAUGAUGAUGAUGAAGCCACAAAUUCAUCGGUAUCAAGCUAUGCAUCAACCGAUUCACCGUCACGCAAACGAAAACACUUUGAUCCGGACGCCGUAAUUGCAACGGCACUCAACUAUCUCAGCACAAAUGAACCAGCUCGAGAUGAACUUUGGCAAUUUAUGAGCUAUUUGCAUACGGUAUUAAAAAAUCUGCCUCCACACCUUCAGCUCGAAUUAAAAAACAAGAUUCAGCGUGCAAUGUACGAAGUGGAAAAACAAGAUCUCGAAAAAUCCAGCGACCUCACCGCCGAUAAAGAUGUCGUACCUGAUCAAUGAAUCGAAUGAACAAAACAAAUAUACCAAUCGAGUCAGUGAAACAAAAUACAAACAAAAAUCGAUGAAUCAUUUAUAGAAUGGAAUAGAUUUUAGAGGCAGUCUAAUUUGAAGAAAAAAAACAACAACAACAAAAAAAUAGAAACCGAAGCAUAGCCAUAAGCCAUAAGUCAUUAAUUCAUCAAUUCUAAUACUAAAUCACACGAUUCACGUGACAUAGUACACAUCGAGCAAAUUCUAUUUGUGGCAAUUUCAUUCAUUGAUAUACGUGUAUACUUUGAUAGAUAUAACAUUGAAAUUAGCUGAUUAUUAUAUGUAAAUGUGUGUGAAGGAUAACAAUAGUAUUAUUAUUAUUUUUUUAAAUAUUCAUUUCGAAACAGGCCCAGUUUAGACCAUUUUUUCUCAGUAUUUUUUUUUUCGUUCAUUUGUAAACGCAAAAAUCGUGUAUUUUGACAAGAUAUGUGAAUAGUAUGAAUUCAUUCCUGCAAUUUGAAAUGAAAUAUAUUUGCAAUCUUUGAUUUUAA
Contarinia nasturtii (swede midge) is the source of this 1263-nucleotide messenger RNA. RefSeq lists its product as uncharacterized. The transcript is spliced from 2 exons. Bases 269 to 742 code for a protein of 157 amino acids. NCBI's taxonomy places the organism in Eukaryota, Metazoa, Arthropoda, Insecta, Diptera, Cecidomyiidae. The record is from RefSeq and is a predicted model, not a curated record.